Molecule: messenger RNA, 1599 nt
Organism: Medicago truncatula (barrel medic)
Lineage: Eukaryota; Viridiplantae; Streptophyta; Magnoliopsida; Fabales; Fabaceae
Product: cytochrome P450 82A3
Exons: 2
Coding region: 1-1599 (532 amino acids)
Molecular function (GO): oxidoreductase activity, acting on paired donors, with incorporation or reduction of molecular oxygen; heme binding; iron ion binding
Source: RefSeq, a predicted model, not a curated record
AUGGAUUUAGUUCUAAACAGCCUAAUAAAUGCCACACCAUUUACACUCCUAAUUUUUCUUAUUUCACUAUGUCUAUUUGGAUUCUCUAAAUUUGCUCAUAGCAAAAACAAAGAGGCACCAAUAGCCAAAGGUGCAUGGCCAAUACUUGGUCACCUCCCAAUUUUUUGUGGCACACAAGCACCCCAUAGAAUCUUAGGUGCCCUAGGUGAUAAACAUGGACCAAUAUUCACCAUCAAGCUUGGUCCUAAACAUGCCUUAGUACUCAACAAUUGGGAAAUGGCUAAGGAAUGUUUCACUACAAAUGAUAUGAUCGUUUCGUCUCGUCCAAAGCUUGUUGCAACUGAACACUUAGCUUAUAAAGGAGCCAUGUUUGGCUUUGCGGCCUAUGGUCCAUAUUGGCGCCACCUUCGCAAGAUUUCAAAUUUAGAGAUUCUCACCAGUCGUAGAGUCGAGCAUCAUCAACAUAUUCGUGUUUCUGAAGUUCAAACAUCGAUUAAAGAGCUCUUCAAUAUUUGGUCUAGAAAAAAGAACGAAUCAAAUCCAUCAAACUAUGUGUUGGUGGACUUGAAGCAAUGGUUUACACACGUAACAUUUAAUAUGGUCCUUAGAUUGGUUGUUGGGAAGAGAUAUUUUGGUGCAAAAACUAUUGUUGAUGAAGAAAAAGCUCAAAGAACUGUGAAAGCUUUGAAUGAGAUGAUGCAUUUGUCAGGGAUAAUCACUGUGGGAGAUGUUAUUCCAUGUUUCAAAUGGUUUGAUUUUGGUGGUCAUGUAAAGGCCAUGAAUGAAACUUCUAAGGAAUUGGAUGAAAUUUUAGGUGAGAUGUUAAAGGAGCGCCGCCAUAAAAGAACUUUGAGUGAAAAGGUUGAUGGUGAAGAUCAAGACUUCAUGGAUGUGUUACUUUCAUUGCUUGAUGGAACAACUAUUGAAGGGUUUGAUUGUGAUACCAUGAUCAAAGCCACAAUAUUGACAAUAUUUAUCGGAGGAAGUGACACAAGUAGUGGUGCCUUAACUUGGGCGCUAAGUUUGCUAUUGAAAAAUCCUAUUGCCAUGGAAAAAGCAAAAGAAGAACUUGACACUCAUGUUGGUAGAGAGAGAUUUGUGAAUGAGUCAGAUAUAAUUAAGUUGGUAUACCUUCAAGCUAUAGUCAAGGAAACACUGAGAUUGUAUCCAUCUGCUCCUCUAGGCGGACCUCGUGAAUUCUCAGAGAAUUGCACUUUAGGUGGUUAUCAUGUUACAAAAGGAACUCGAUUAAUCACAAAUCUUUGGAAGAUCCAAACAGAUCUUAGUGUUUGGCCAAAUCCAUUAGAUUUUAAGCCAGAAAGGUUUCUUACAACUCAUAAAGAUAUUGAUGUUAGGGGUAAUCAUUUUGAACUACAACCAUUUGGAAGUGGUAGAAGGAAAUGUCCUGGAAUAUGUUUUGGACUUCAAAUGGUGCAUUUUACUCUAGCUAGUUUUUUGCAUUCCUUUGAUAUCUUAAAUCCAACACCUGAACUUAUUGAUAUGACUGAAGAAUUUGGAUUAACAAAUAGCAAAGCUACUCCACUUGAAAUUCUCAUUAAACCACGUUUGUCUCUCAAUUGUUAUGAUGAAAUUAUGUGA